This is a messenger RNA of Lactuca virosa, 1134 nucleotides long. The record is from the annotation of a GenBank genome assembly. NCBI's taxonomy places the organism in Eukaryota, Viridiplantae, Streptophyta, Magnoliopsida, Asterales, Asteraceae.
AUGGAGUUCUAUGAAUGGAGAAUGGACCACGCUCUGAGAUUUGCUCUGAUGCUGAUUCUUCUUGCCAUAGUUCAUCCAUCUUCCAGGUCAUAUGACUUCGAGCAUUGCAAAAAUUCAGUGAAGCAAUGGGCAUCUUCUUCCCUUCAUUUAGACACCAAAGAUGGUCAUAUUCUCAAGGACAUGCUCUUUUUCCUUCAUGUCCCAAGAACUGGAGGCCGAACUUAUUUCCAUUGCUUCUUAAUGAAACUCUAUUCUAGUGCUCUAGAAUGCCCUCAAUCUUACGACAAAUUACGAUUUAAUCCCCACAAACCAGGUUACAGACUAUUUGUAACUCAUGAUGAUUAUAGCAUGAUGUCCAAACUUCCAACAGAGAAAAAUUCAGUAGUAACAAUCUUAAGGAACACUAUUGAGCGAGUUUUCAGUGCUGAUGAAUUUUCAGUAGAAGUAGCUACUAGGUUUUUAGUGCAUCAAAAUUUGACCUCAGUAUUGAAAAUGUCUUCAAGAAUACGUUCCAAAAAUGGUGGCAUAAGCACUCUUGAGAUUUGGCCAUGGAAGUAUCUUGUUCCUUGGAUGAGAGAGGAUCUUUUCACUCGAAGAGAUGAAAGAAAGAGAAGGGGCCCACAUUAUACAUAUGGGAAUGAUUCAUAUGAUAUGGAGGAAAUUGUUAUGCCAUUACAUGAAUACAUUAAUCACCUUGUAGCUAUGGAUAUUGUUCACAAUGGUGCUACAUUCCAGUUUGCAGGUUUGUCAAAUAAUUCUAAUAUUCGUGAGGCACAUGAACUUCGCCAAUGUGUAAUAACACAUGAGAUUCGUGGGAAAUAUGUGCUUAAAGUUGCAAAGAAAAGGUUGGAUGAUAUGUUAUAUGUUUGGAUCACAGAGGAUCAUAGAGAAUCUGCUACAAUGUUUGAAAAUGUUGUUGGAGCACAAGUUAUUUCUCAGUUAAUGGCAUCAACUGCAAAUAAUAAUAAUAAUAAUAAUAAUAAUACAUCAGAACAGGGUCCUUCAGUUUCUGAUUCCACCAAUGAUACAACUGAUGAUCAGGAUGGAGAAGCUUAUGCUUACCUGCUUAAUGUUCUUUCACCAGAACAUUGCAGCCCAGCCACAUUGGAUAAUGGAUACCAAGGAUCCAGUUGA